AAAUGAAAUAAGAUAAAACACUCUCUCCUCAUGCGAACAACACUCUUCCUUUCUCUACACUUCUCAGUGAAGCAACUCCCACUUGCUAAAAUCUCUCCCAACGAAUAGGUGUGUGCAAAAAUGUGUUCAAGUAAUCGUCGUGGUAAUAAUGUUAAUGAAGACGAUGAUUUUGAGACCCCUGUUGCUCCUCUUAAACAGGAAAGCAUUAGAAGUACCUGCUCGCAGGCGAAGCAAACUGUUAAAUCUGUUAAGGCCAGCAAGAGAAAGGCUAAGAACGACGAUGCAAAUGAUAAGUUGAAAAAUGAAAAGGUUCUUGCUCUAGCCGAAAAGAAGGUUGGUGAGUACUAUCUAGAAGCUGAUGAACAUUUUCAAACCAGGAUUAGUUUUCAUACAAACACAGAGAUUGUCGACGAUUGCAGAUGAUACUUGACUGAAACACAACAACAAAUGUUUCGGGAUAGUUGUUUUGGCUACUUCCUCGACCUGCCUCC
This is a messenger RNA of Lycium ferocissimum, 491 nucleotides long. RefSeq lists its product as uncharacterized. The coding region runs from base 121 to 423 and encodes 100 amino acids. NCBI's taxonomy places the organism in Eukaryota, Viridiplantae, Streptophyta, Magnoliopsida, Solanales, Solanaceae. The transcript is spliced from 4 exons. The record is from RefSeq and is a predicted model, not a curated record.